Messenger RNA from Prosopis cineraria, 1457 nucleotides. Its product is annotated as phospholipase A(1) DAD1, chloroplastic-like. The coding region runs from base 1 to 1341 and encodes 446 amino acids. The record is from RefSeq and is a predicted model, not a curated record. Gene Ontology annotation, biological process: lipid metabolic process. Gene Ontology annotation, molecular function: glycerophospholipase activity. The transcript has a single exon. NCBI's taxonomy places the organism in Eukaryota, Viridiplantae, Streptophyta, Magnoliopsida, Fabales, Fabaceae.
AUGAGGCUCGCUAUGAGACCUCCGAAAAUCCCUCCUGCUACAGCAACAACCUCAAGCAGCCAUGUCCUAAAACCGAUGUGCAUAUCCUUCACACAUGAACAGACCAAACCCAACAACACCUUGUCUCUGUCCGAGGUGGUAAGAAACUUGGAGAAAUUGAUGAAUCCCAAUGAUGGCCAUACUAAACUCUCGUCCUCUUCGUCGUCGCGGUUUGACAUUAGACCGGAGAAGCUUCGGAAGAGGUGGAUGGAGUACCAAGGAUACAGCGACUGGGAGGGCAUGCUGGACCCAUUAGACGAGAAUCUGCGAUCGGAGAUUCUCCGGUAUGGGCAUUUUGUUGAGGCUACAUAUAAGUCCUUCGAGUUCGACCCUUCUUCGUCUUCCUACGCUACUUGUAAAUACCCAAAGAACAGGCUCUUUGAUGGUUGCGGGUUGCCGAGUACAGGGUACAAGGUUACGAAGCACCUACGUGCAACCUCGGGCAUUCAGUUACCUCGAUGGAUCGAAAAGGCACCGUCCUGGGUUGCUACUCAGUCUAGCUAUAUUGGCUACGUGGCAGUCUGUGAUAACAAGGAAGAGAUAAAACGACUUGGUCGGCGUGAUGUGGUCAUAGCAUACAGAGGAACAACCACAUGCUUGGAAUGGCUCGAGAAUUUGCGUGCCGCUCUCACCCACCUUCCUCGUAACAGUGAAGCCAUGGUUGAAAGUGGAUUCUUGAGUUUAUACACUUCUUCGACACCGUCCUGCUUGAGCCUUCAAGAGAUGGUGCAUCAGGAGAUCCGCCGGAUUCUCCAAACCUACGGUGACGAGCCGCUAAGCUUAACGAUCACCGGACACAGCCUGGGGGCGGCGCUGGCCACCCUCACGGCUUACGACAUACAGACGAGUUUCGACCGGCCGCCGAUGGUGACGGUGAUAUCUUUCGGAGGGCCACGAGUGGGUAACUGGAGCUUUAGGGAGAAGCUAGAGAGCCAAGGGACGAAGAUUUUACGUAUAGUGAACUCAGACGAUGUGAUCACGAAGGUACCAGGAUUUGUAUUUGAUAAGAAAGAGCGAGAGGGAAAUAGUAAUAAUAAUAUCUUUUCUGAUGACGUGGCGGACAAUGAGAACGUCAACGUGGCGGGACUCCCGAGCUGGAUUCAGAAGCGGGCAGAGGAUGCACAGUGGGUGUACGCGGAGGUGGGGAAGGAGCUCAGAUUAAGUAGCAGGCAUUCUCCGUACCUCAGAAGUCCCAACGUUGCCACGUGUCACGAGCUUAACACCUAUCUCCAUCUCGUCGACGGUUUUGUCAGCUCCCGGUGUCCCUUCCAAGCCACCGCAAAGAGGUUCCUCCGCCGGUGAAACUAAAGUUCCUCUGCAUAUUUAUGUAUAUGUAUAUAAUAUAUUAUAAUAUAUAUAUAUAUAUAUAUAUAUAUAUGAUAUAGGAGACUACCAUACAAAUUAAAAGCGUGUGGCAC